Messenger RNA from Syngnathoides biaculeatus (alligator pipefish), 2452 nucleotides. Its product is annotated as ceramide synthase-like. Gene Ontology annotation, cellular component: endoplasmic reticulum; membrane. Gene Ontology annotation, biological process: lipid homeostasis. The coding region runs from base 121 to 918 and encodes 265 amino acids. Lineage: Eukaryota; Metazoa; Chordata; Actinopteri; Syngnathiformes; Syngnathidae. The record is from RefSeq and is a predicted model, not a curated record. The transcript has 5 exons.
UGCAAGCGAAAUGAAAGGUCGUAUUUAUCUUGCAUAAAUUUGUCGUGACUACAAAUUCAGUCACGAGUUCUUUUUUAUUUGUUUUCGUACAGUUUCUGAAAUUGUCUCUAGAUACUACACAUGUGGUAUAGUCGAAAAUGUAGUGAUGAGACAGGUACGAGCGUGUGCAAGUCAGACGAAUCUCCAAGAUCCGCCCAACCUUGUCUCGCUGACAUUAAUGGAACGUUGGAAAAAUCCAGCCAAGUGUGGCUUUACGCAUGGCUCAUUGAUGUUAUUCACGCUUCCUUGGCUUCUGCAACCGGAGUCAUCACCGUGACCUCGUGCAAAAAUGUCAUGACCGACAGUCACUGGAUGCUCAACGAAUUUCUGUUGUUUGGAUAUUCCUAUUCGGCCAUCGACCUCUACGCCUCGUAUAUGAGCCACUUCCAUACUCACAGGCUCAGAGGGAACAGCAUGUACAACAAGCAGUCUCUGACGACACUUAAGGCUUUCCUCUCCAGCUAUUGGUUGACAGUCCUCCAUCACCUGGCAGUGCUUGGUAUUCUGUUACCCAUUGGUGUGUUUUACAGGAGGGGAUUGGGUGAUUUCUUCAUCGGGUGUUUGUUCAUCACAGAACUCAGUGUUGCUUUUGCCUCUAUUUCAAAGAUCAUCGUCCAGGUAGGGCUCGAGAAUAGCAGGCUGCACAAAAUCAACAGCAUCUUGGUUCUGUUGACUUUCCUCAUGUGUCGGAUCUUCAUUUUCCCGUAUAUGUACUGGAAGUACGGGCACGACUUUGGCAUUCCGCUGCACAAAGUGCCCUUCCAUCUGCCUUGGCACUGUAACGUUGGAAACGUGGCUAUUUUUUUGCCUCAGCUCUAUUGGUUUUAUCUCCAGCUGAAGAAAGCCCAACGAGUGUUCAGACAUAAGAAAGAAAUCUAACCCGCAGUACAUGAAUACUCUCAAAAGGUUAAGGAUAUUUCAGGAUGAAUCUGAAAUCCACCAAACAUUUGGGCAUGUGCAUUCAAAAGUCAGAAAGCAUUAACCUGCAUUUAUCUUGUGUUGUCGGUUCAACUUUCAAUUUCAACCAAAAACAUAAUAGCUCUGACUUUUUUGUGAGCAGCGUAGAUGUAAACGCACACUGCAAUGCCAAUGCAAGUUAGUGGUAACUCAAGCAGGGUGCAGACAUAAAGAUAAUUUGAUGAUUUUUUUUAGCCCAAUUUCUCUUUUCAACAGAAAAUCAGACAUUUAGAUCCCAAGUGUCAAGCUUCAUCUCUGUGUGAUGCCUGUAGGACAUUUUGAUGAAGCCAUAAAAAUGUUGUUCAACUGUGAUAAUAAACUUUGAUGCAUAUUUUCUGAAAUAUAAGCAAUUGUUUCACAAUACUGUAUACACAAUAUCGGUGAUUACCGCGCCACACUACUUUCCUGUGAGAGAUCAUCCAAAAAUCAUUCAUGACAAAUAUUUUGUUCCGCAAUUUACGCCAGUGAUUGGCAAAUCAAUUCAAAUCUCUGCAUCAUACAAAUGUUUUGUAAACUUGCCACCUCACAGAUAUUAACCCUACCAAGUUGAGAUCAUUGGAAAAAAUACUUCCAAGUAUACAAAAUCAUGCCUUUUUCUUCCCUUCUUAGAUUCUGUGUUCCCUGAAUGCACUGAAACCACACCCCGCUCAACGGUUAUCAAAUACCAUACAGUAUCACACGUUCUUUCUUAUGGCUACACUUCCCUAUGUUCAGUAUUAUCAUUAGUUUAAAGCCUCUGAGCUGUUGGGGGGGCUUUCAAGUGAAUCUAAAAUGCACAAGCAUUAACACGCAGACCCACACAAAAAAACCACUUCCGGGAUAUCAACAAAGACCCAGUGGGCUGGUCGACGCACAUUGCUGCCAAACUGUACCAAUACGACUUACAUAUAUCUGUAUGCAUGUACCAGUAUGUAUACUAUAAAGACCCUACUGUUCAAAGAUUUCUUUAAAGUUAUGCAGUUCAUGUUAUCCCUUUCCUCACUAAUGAAAGCUUAAAACUGAAAUGAAAGAAAUCAUGGCAUCAAUCUGCAAAAUGAACUCUAAACUUUAGAAUACUGUAUUUGUAGCUUGAUUCCAUGAUUUAUUCCACAACCUGAAUAUUGUUUUGUGGUUUCACUGCAGAGUAAAAUGAGAACUCAAACUCCAGGCAUUUUAAUUUCAGAAAAAAAGUAGAAUAUAUACCUAUGUUAACAGUUUUGUGGAAAGUCUUGGCCCUUUUUUUAUUAUUUUCAUAAUUUCCCCAUUUUAAGAUCACACAAAUCUGAAUGUCAGACAAAUAUAAGCCAAGUGUACUUAAAAUAGUUUUAAAUCAUUUCAUUUAUUAAGGGGAAAAAACUAGUAACCCAGCCCUGUGGGAGUUUCACUGAUCAAAUUAUCAAAUAAAAAUACAUUAAAAAAAACCUGUUUGACAAAAUCAUGUCAGACAAAAGAAACUUGAAAAAAGGUGCAACAAAAU